UGGCAAAUUGAAGCACUUACUAGAGACAUUGAGCAAUCAAGGGCAGAGCUUAAAAAGCAAGAAGAUGAUUUUAAAUCUCAAUUAAAAGAAAAAGAAGAUGAAAUUUUAAGGGUUUCUAAUCAACGUAAUGAGCAACAGGCAAAGUUUGAAGCUUGUUCGAGUGAAAUAGAGCGACUACAAAGAAAUUAUGAUGCUGACAUGGAGAAGUUGAAAGUAGUAAUCAAGAAACAAUAUAAUAUAGAGUCUACUCUAAGAAGUGAAUUGAAGGUGCUACAUGAUACUAUUACAAAAAUUGAAACUGAUAAAAGAUUGAAAUUAGAAGAACUCAAGAAAAAGCAUGAUGAAAUUGGAAAAAUACAAGAGAAAGUGGUUGAUAAACAGAAACAAGAUAUUGAGACUUUGCAAGUUACUAAUAAAAAGCUCACUGAAGAUGGAAUAAAUAAAGAAAGUGAAGUACAAGACACCAGGGAUCAGUUACAGAAAGUGAAGGAUAAGCUUGCCAAAAAUAUGGAAGAGAAAGAUGAAGUGAUAGCUAGUCUACAACAAGCGGUUGAAGUAAGAAGUGAAACAGUGUCUCAGAUGAAGCAAGCACUUGAUCAACAAAUGAUGAGGGCUAACGAACAAUUGGAAGCUAAACAAAAGCAGAUUGAUCAACUAGCUGAGAAAUUACAAGUGGAAGAAGCACUGAGUGCGAUAUACAAGCAUGACUUUGAAACUGAAAGAAAUGACCAGCAGAAGUUACAUCAAUCAUUUAUUGAUUUGCAAGCUCACUGUGAGUAUUUGAAACAGAAAUUAACUGAAGAAGAGAAGUUUAUCAAUGCACAAGGAAAGUAUCAUGAAUUGCAAAAACAUGAACAUAUCAAACUCAUUGCAUCUAUGACAGAUGAAGUAGAAAAAACAAAAGGAGAAUUAAUGAAAGCAAAAGAACAACUUUCUAGCUUAACUAAGGAAAAGAAAAGACUGGAAAAAAGAAUCAAAGAAUUGGAACAAGGAGAGACAGAGAGAGUGAUAGAAAUAAAGCAAGAGAUGCAGGCUCUAACAGCACAAGUCAAUGCUUACAGUCGGGAGGUGGAUAAACAGAAAGGAUUAGUGGCCCAGAAUCAAGAGAAACACAAAGCUGAGGUCAUUCAACUACAGGAAAAGCUAAAACGUGAAAUGAAAUCUAAGGUAUUUAUUUAUCUCUUUUUUAUAACUCUACAACAUAGAAAAAUUGUUGAUAAAAGCAACAACUGUCAUAUCAAACAUUGUUUGAGCACUAUGCAUGUAUACUUGAUUGGGGAAUUGAAAAGCAAUGUAUAUGAUACCUUCAAUGACAUUUAAAAGUGUAAUAUCCUACAUUUGCAUUUCUCUAAGACUAGUGAAUUGUGUGUGU
Molecule: messenger RNA, 1372 nt
Organism: Amphimedon queenslandica
Lineage: Eukaryota; Metazoa; Porifera; Demospongiae; Haplosclerida; Niphatidae
Product: interaptin-like
Exons: 9
Coding region: 199-1320 (373 amino acids)
Source: RefSeq, a predicted model, not a curated record